This is a messenger RNA of Echinostoma caproni, 246 nucleotides long. The record is from the annotation of a GenBank genome assembly. NCBI's taxonomy places the organism in Eukaryota, Metazoa, Platyhelminthes, Trematoda, Plagiorchiida, Echinostomatidae.
CUGUGCUGGGAUGAAAACGCUCUGUUGGACAAUCUGCAAUGCUACUUUGAUACGAUUGAGGCACAGAAAUCCUCGCGUAUAGUCGGAGAUGUCAUAAUAUCGGUUUCUUUGUCCUGUCCACCUACUGGGGAGCAGUUUCAAUUGGAUUUGACACCGUUCUUUGAACGGUAUAAAUCGGCACACAAAACCAAAGAUGCUACGGACACGCCACCUGAGGAACAGGAAGAGAAUAUUGCCAACGCCUAA